CAUACCUUUCUUUAAAUUUAAAGUUGAUUAAAAUGAAUUAUUAAUAAUUGUCAAACAGUAGAUUAUUGUCUGAUUUAGUGUAAGUAAAAUGAGAAUGUUUGGAAUUGGUUUUCCGUUUGCUACUGAUAAUCAAAUUGGAGGCGACACAACAUAACCUGCGGAUUAGGAAAUUAAAAAAGCGUGGAUAUCAAAUGUUUAUUUUCUAACUAUUGCUUAUCAAUUCAAAAUUGAAGGAAAUAAAUAUACGGACCGAAAACGCAGAUUAAAGAUAUCAAGCAAGCGAAGGUUACGUACGAGCAGUAAGAAAUGUCUCAAGCUGAUAUAAUAACCGAAAUUAAAAGUGAGGACUUGAAAGAUAGUGUUAUUGAUUUCACUGCAGGAUGUUUGGGAGGUGUAGCUUUGGUUUACGUUGGACAGCCUCUAGAUACAAUAAAAGUAAAAAUGCAAACGUAUCCUACCCUUUAUACAAAUAUGGUAACUUGUUUCAAAGAGACUUUGAUAUCGGACGGAGUCGUUCGGGGUUUGUAUGCCGGAACCACACCAGCUUUGGUCACCAACGUUACUGAAAAUUCCGUUUUAUUUCUUUGUUAUGGUAUCUGCCAGAAGUUUAUUCAGCGAUUGACCAAUGUUGAAGAUGUAAAAGACUUGAGUACUCUAGGUAAUGCUUCAGCAGGAUGCCUAGCUUCAUUCUUUUCUUCCCUCGCAAUUUGUCCUACCGAAUUGGUAAAAUGCAAGCUACAGGCGAUGCACGAAGAAAUUAAGAGACUGGAAGCAUUAGGAAAGAAAGUCAGUCCCACCACACCUUCGAAACUUACAGCUAAAAUUUUUCGCGAGGAGGGAAUCAAAGGAUUGUUUAGAGGGUUGAUACCGACGCUGGUUCGAGAAAUGCCGGGUUAUUUCUUCUUCUUCGGUGGUUAUGAAGGUACAAGGGAGUUUUUAAGGAGUCCGGAACAGACGAAAGAUGACAUAGGUCUUCUGAAAACAAUGAUUGCUGGUUCGGUGGGUGGUUUAGUUUUUUGGACAUUAUUUUAUCCUGUUGACGUAGUGAAAUCGCGCAUACAAGUGAUGAAUCAAAACACAGGUUUAAUGUUGGCGUUGAUGCAAAUAGCCAAAACUGAAAGUGUCUUAGCUCUUUACAGUGGACUGACACCCACUUUAGUGAGAACCAUUCCGGCCACUGCCGUUUUGUUUGCAACAUACGAAUAUUCCAAGAAGUUUCUACAUAAUUUAUUUUGAUUAUAAUUAUAAAUUAGAGCAUAUUAUGUAAGUAAGUAGUUACAUAUUCAGAUGAUUCGUUGUACAAUGUUUUAAUAUUUUUAUAAUAAAUUACGAAGGCAUAAACAAUUAAAAAUAA
Agrilus planipennis (emerald ash borer) is the source of this 1354-nucleotide messenger RNA. Its product is annotated as mitochondrial ornithine transporter 1. Gene Ontology annotation, molecular function: L-ornithine transmembrane transporter activity. Gene Ontology annotation, biological process: mitochondrial L-ornithine transmembrane transport. The record is from RefSeq and is a predicted model, not a curated record. The coding region runs from base 307 to 1236 and encodes 309 amino acids. The transcript has 3 exons. NCBI's taxonomy places the organism in Eukaryota, Metazoa, Arthropoda, Insecta, Coleoptera, Buprestidae.